Suhomyces tanzawaensis NRRL Y-17324 is the source of this 1671-nucleotide messenger RNA. RefSeq names its product Inn1p (gene INN1). NCBI's taxonomy places the organism in Eukaryota, Fungi, Ascomycota, Pichiomycetes, Serinales, Debaryomycetaceae. The coding region runs from base 1 to 1671 and encodes 556 amino acids. The record is from RefSeq and is a predicted model, not a curated record. The transcript has a single exon.
AUGUCUAUCGUGAUCGAGCCGCAGGAGUACGGUCCUCCAGAGUCCGCAGAUGGAACUCUCAUCAUCGUGAUCUGCAGAGCCAAACACCUCCCCAACAGACGAAAGCUCGAUAAGCAGAGCCCCUACGUGACAGUGCGGCUCGGGACCACCGCCCAGAAGACGCUGUCGCAUUUCAGGGCAGGCCAGACCCCCGAAUGGACCCACGAAAUGAGGUUCACACUCACCAGAGACCGCAAGCCAUUGCUCAAGUUGGACGUGUUAGACGAAACCAAGCAUGAUCCCACCCCCAUUGGAAACGUCGAAAUCGACUGCUCGGUCAUCUUCUCGACCCCCGACCACCAUCGCGACGGAAAGUACAUCUACGACAAGUGGUACGACUUGACAUUCAACGGAAGAAGAGCAGGCAUGAUCUACUUGGAGAUGACGUUCUAUCCCAGUGCUCCCGUGCUCCCUCCCAAGGUGCCUCACCAGCAAUCACAGGAAUACACCGCAUACUACGACUCUGGGGCCUCCAGAAGCCCCAGUCCCACCAAGAACACCACCAGAACCAUCACCGAAGAGGUGUUUGUAAAUUCCCAAAACUCGGAGAAAAGAUCAUCGCUCUUCAAAUUUCUGGGUGGAAGUGCCACCACCACUGAUACCACCCCGUUCUCCAGCAGCCAUGGGUCUGCAGAAGAAGAGCCCCAGGUUUUUGUCACCCUGCACCAAGAGGAGCAAAAGGGUGCAAAAAAGUAUGCCACCAAAUUCAACAAGCUUAAGAAUAAAUUUCUGUCGAAGGAACCUAUCACAAAUUUGUGGCAGUCGCCCCAUUCAGGCACUUCUCCAGGCAAGAAGACCAACCUCAGCCCUAAGCACAGGCUGACAUCCCCAAUUAGCCAAUACGACAUAGACAACUUGGACCAGCUCCAAAGAGACAUCUCCAAGUCGCAGUAUGAGCUUGACUACCACCUCCAGGAGCCGGAGUAUGACCCCACGCCUCUUCCUCCAGUCCCACCACCCCAUUCGGCACCGGCCCCACCACCCCAUUUCAUCAAGUCCUCGCCAUCGUCCAACAUUAAUAUGUACAAGGACGUGCCGUUACCUCCACCUCCAAAAAGCGGUUCCACGUCCAGAAAACCUCCGGAAGAUUUGUACCAAAAAUUCACCAAGUUGCAUAUGGACCCUCCAGCCCCCCCACCCAAAACCACGGCUAUCCCGUUCUCUGCUGACAGCAUUGGCUUGGAUGACGACGAUAGCAAUCCAGUGCCCACAGAGGUGUACAUGAUGGGCAAGCCGGCCAAAUCGUUGACCACGGGAUCCACUGACGAGGGCUACAAGCUCAACCCCAACGAAAUUGACCCCCGGUUCUAUGCCCCAACUCCUAGUGAACACCUCAAUUCCACCCUCAGGCUCCAGUCCGGAAAGAACCUUACCCGGGAAGAGUUGGAGACCGAUUUGAGAACCUCCAGAACUGGGUACUUGGGCAAUGGUAAGUUCUCUCCCAGUGUGUUUGAGAGAGCAGUUCAGAACAACGACUGCGACAGUGACGUGGUGGAUGACGACUACUACAAUGGCCAAAGCCAGUACAAGCCGCGAGUGCCCCCCAAGGUGCCCCAGGGCUUGACUGAGGUGGAGUACUACGUGUUGGAGAAGGAGAAGUAUUUGCAAGAUCUUCAGGGAAGGAGGCUAUGA